Mollisia scopiformis is the source of this 1029-nucleotide messenger RNA. RefSeq names its product aquaporin-like protein 3. Gene Ontology annotation, cellular component: plasma membrane. Gene Ontology annotation, biological process: glycerol transmembrane transport; water transport. NCBI's taxonomy places the organism in Eukaryota, Fungi, Ascomycota, Leotiomycetes, Helotiales, Mollisiaceae. Gene Ontology annotation, molecular function: water channel activity; glycerol channel activity. The transcript is spliced from 9 exons. Bases 1 to 1029 code for a protein of 342 amino acids. The record is from RefSeq and is a predicted model, not a curated record.
AUGUCUUCAGAAAAGGUCUUACCAUUGCCAAGUCCGACCUCGGUAUCAAGCCCAACCUCAUCCGGCUCAGAGCAUGCUUAUGAAGAACAUGGCCCAGGCAUAGACCACAAGAUACCUCAAGAGGAUGCUGUGCAGUCUCAUCCUACGUUGUGGUGGAGUCGAACCAGACACCUACUGCGCGAACCUUUAUCUGAGUUCUUCGGUGUCUUUAUUCUUAUUUUAUUCGGCGACGGAGUCGUUGCUCAAGUCGUUCUCAGCGAUGGCGAGAAGGGAUCUUACCAAUCAAUAUCAUGGGGUUGGGGUAUCGGUGUGAUGUUGGGGGUCUAUGCGUCUGGGAUCAGCGGAGCGCACAUCAAUCCAGCAGUUACGUUCGCGAACUGUGUUUACCGAAAGCAUCCCUGGAGGAAGUUUCCAAUCUACUUCGUCGCACAGGUUCUCGGCGCCUUUAUUGCCUCAGGAGUAGUUUAUGCAAACUAUAAAUCUGCGAUCGAUGUCUACGAAGGAGGCACCCACAUCCGAACUGUCCCAGGUUACAGCAAUCACUCAACAGCUGGCAUCUUCUGUACCUACCCCGCCGAUUUCAUGACUAAAACUGGACAAUUCUUUUCCGAAUUCAUCGCUUCCACCAUUUUGAUGUUCUGCAUUUAUUCUCUACAAGACAGCGGCAACCUCGGAGCUGGAAACCUGACGCCACUUGGACUGUUUUUCGUUAUAUUUGGCAUUGGUGCUUGCUUUGGAUGGGAAACUGGAUAUGCCAUCAACCUUGCCAGAGACUUCGGUCCACGGUUGAUGUCUUACUGUCUCGGCUAUGGACCAAACGUCUGGAAAGCUGGCAACUACUACUUCUGGGUUCCAAUGGUCGCGCCGUUCUUUGGAUGUCUAUUUGGUGGCUGGCUGUAUGACAUGUUCCUGUUCACGGGAGGCGAGAGUCCUAUCAAUACACCUUGGAUGGGCUUCAAACGUAUCAUUAUGGGUAUCAGAGGUCUGGUACAAGGCAAACCUUCCAAGAAAGAGCCAGAACACGUGUGA